Adineta steineri is the source of this 4863-nucleotide messenger RNA. Lineage: Eukaryota; Metazoa; Rotifera; Eurotatoria; Adinetida; Adinetidae. The record is from the annotation of a GenBank genome assembly.
AUGCGCAAUAUCAUUAGUCAAAUUACAGCACUUUGGGAUAUGUGCCGAAAAAAUUCGAAUAAUACCAAUGAACGAACAUGGCGUCCAUGGGAACAUAUAUAUGCAUUGAAUAAAAUAUCUAAACAACCAUUUAUUACUCCAUAUAAUCCUGCAGGGAAAUAUAUUGUUCGACUUUUCUUUUUGGGUACGUGGCGUAAGAUUAUUGUAGAUGAUAGUAUUCCAUUUGAUUCCAAUAAUCGAUGUCUUCUACCACAAACAUCCUUAUCUUAUGAACUCUGGCCAAUGCUUUUAACAAAAGCGUUAUUGAAAAUUAUUUCGCUUAAUUUUAAUACACCAAAUGAUUUUCCUGAAUUCAAUGAAUCGUCAAUUGUUCAUUUACUUACAGGUUGGAUACCAGAACCUAUUCCUCUCAAAUAUACUCAUAGUGAAAAAGUAUGGAAUUUUCUUCGUUAUAAUCGUUCGAAUAAUAAUCAAUCGUAUUCAACAACAUCUUUUGGUCCUAUACCAUUAUAUCAAUGGCCUGACACAAAAAUUGAUUUACCUGAAGAAACGAUAAAUUCAAUAGAUCAACAAGAUGAUAAAUCUUCAAAAAAACGACGAACACCACCGAUUUCUAUAAAAGAGAAAUCAUCGAAUAGCAAAGAUACAAAAAAAUCAACUAUAUUAAAUCGUACUAUUUCAGUAGACGAUACCGAAACUAUUACUACUGAUCAAGGUUCUUUUGAAUUACCAAAACUGAUUAUUUUCGCGACAGUACAACAUUUACAACCAACACGUAUGAGUUCGUUUAGCGAAGUAGCUAAUAGAAGUGAACGAUUAAGACAUUAUAAUUUAAAUAAUACAUUCUCAACAUCUGUAUUACUUACUUCAAUCCGAGAUAUUCCAUUAGAACCGCCGACACCACCUGAAUCUGUACCUGCUUGGAAACUUAUUCGACCAAGAAAAGCAAAAUUGUUACCUCAUGCUGAAAUUAUUCCUUCACAAGAAUCUAAACCUGAACGUUGGAUUGAAAUCACUUCACCCUAUAUCAAUUAUCCAACAGCAAGUGCAAUUAAUAUUAAACCAACAAUUCAAUUACAUCAUCCAAUUGAUAGUAAUGCUAAAUCUUCACGUGUGAAACAUAAUGAUUCGUCGAAUAUUAUUGAAAUGGAUGAAGAUGAAAAUAGUGAACAGAAAAAAGUUAAAAUAGAAACAAACAUGGUUGAUACACAAGAAAAACUUGAUGGAUCUAUACGAAGCACAAUAAACAAAUUAAAACGUGAUAUAUCAGUUGAUAAAACUAAAACUUGUCAAAAAUCUGCUGAUCAUAGUACAAAAAUAUCAUCUGAUAUUGCAUCAAUAAAAGAUAUAGGUGAUGAAAGUGAUCAGAUAGUAACACCAAUCGAUGCACAAACAAUAGGAAAUAGAAGUGAACAGAAAAAUUCAUCAAAUCCAACACCAAAAAUAUGGAUGAAUUUUGAUGAUUUUUGUGCUUGUUUUACUUCAAUUAUCGUUUAUCAUAAUCCUCAAGCUUAUCAAUAUACUUCUAAAUAUUCAGAAAUAAAAGCUGUUGCUACACCUGUACCAAAAGAGAGAAAAAAAGAAGUGGUUCAACCAAUAAUUCCACAAAUACCAAAUUUACAUAAUGAUAGAUCUAUAUUAUAUUUAUUUGUUGAUAGUACACGUGAAACAUUAAAUAAAAAUAUUGAAUUAGUUAUUAGUUUAACAUGUUUAUCUCGAUGGUAUGAUGCUUUUUCUAAUGAUACAAUUGGAUCAAAUGAAAAAUCUGUUCGUGGUGCAAGUCUAUCUAUUGAAAAGGCUGCAAUUGAGAUUAAUUUAUCAAAACCUAUAUUAUCACAAAAAGAGAUUAUGCCACAAGUAGGUUCACUUAUUGCUGAAAUAUAUUCAUGGAAAUCUCUUACUAUGGGACAACCUAUUCUUCGUCUUCAUACAACAUCAACGAAAGCUGCUCUGUUAUCAUUACCACCAGGUCGUCAUGUAUUAAAAUUAACUAAUACAUGUCCAUUUGCAUUUAAUUUACAAAUCUUAUCUGAUACACAUGAUUUUAUGCUGGGUGAUGAAGAACAAUUAUUAAAUAAAAUAGUUUCUGUACCUGAAGAUGCUGAAUGUUUAAUAGGAGCUGAAGAAUUAUUUCUUGCAUUAGAUGAUUCUAUAGAAAAUUUUCAUUUAAUUGAUCAACAAACUAAUAAAUUAUAUGAUCUUUUUCGUUUAUAUUGUGAACAAGCACCUAAAUCAAUUCAUCUUACCGUUGAAAUAUGUUUAAAUACAUUUAAACAAGCAUUAUAUUCAACAUUACGAACAAUGACUAGUUCAACAGGAACAAUAAUUAAUGCCGAUACACAAUUUGCUUGGAGAUGUUUUACAGAUGAUCGUUUAACACCAGAUAUUUUAUCUGCAUAUGAACCAAAACGAUCGACUGUUCCAAGUGCAGGUCGUCAUUCAGCACGCGUUGGUGGAAAAACGACGUUAAACACCGAAACAUCAACUACAAAUAAAAAAACUAAUUUAGGAAGAGAAAAAACUGAUGAGAAAAUGAAAUCAUCAUCCGCUCGGUCACCAUCGAUGGUAGAGACACAAGAAACAAUAUCUGAUAUAUUGACUCGUGAAUUAAGUAUAAAUGAAAUGCACUCGAUUACUAAUAUUCAAAAAUGUAUCCGAGGAUAUUUACAACGUCGUAUGAUGCAAGCGCGUACAGUUGGUACGGAGAAAAAUUUAUUUAUUCAACGUCUAUUACAAUCAACUAUGUCAAUAUUAAAACUUGAUUCAAUGAAAUCAGCUUCAAUACUUUUUAAGAGUUUUCUAUCGAUUAAACCACAAUUAACUCAAUGUUUUUCAUUUCGUAAUGAUGAUUGGAAUAUGAUAAAUUAUCGAGAUUAUAAUGGAACAUAUCAAGAACAACCGGCAAAUACUUGGUUUGUUCUCUUUCGAGAAAUAUUUCAUGCUACUACAGAAAAUACAAUUGUUGCUAAAUUUCAUUCACAUUUAUCAAAUUCUAUUUUACGUGUUAUUAAUAAUGAUACAUAUGAAGAAAUGUCACUUGUAUUCAAUCGAUUAGCACCAAGUAUAUUUACUAAAAAUCAAAAUGGUUAUACAUUCUUUGCUGAAGGAAUAUCACAAGAUCAAUCAAUAUCAAAUGGUCGUUUUCGUCUUCGUUUAAUAACAUCAUAUACACAAUUACCUGAAAUACGUAACGAUCAAUUAACAUCGAUAUUUACUACAAAGGAAAUUAUGGAUUAUUAUAUACCAAAUAGAGAACAAAUUAUAUGCAGAUAUCGUGUAAUUUUUGCUGAAGAUAUUAAUCAAACUGGUCGAAAUUUUCAUUUAGCUAGUAUUCAUUUUAAUACAUCGAAAUCUGAUGUUCUACUGCGUUUAACUGUUUUCGAUAAUGAUGAAGAAAUUGUUAGUAUUGAAGGAAAAGGUUGUCUUGUUUUACCAGCAAUAUUAUUUAUGCGUCAUGUUACGCAUAUUGUACAACAGCAACAACAACAACAACAACUACAACCACAACCACCAUCGAGACCAACAUCAAGAACAGGAGGAGGAGGAGGAAUACGGAAAAAAGAUCGAGGAAGUAUCAGUGAUUUAUCAACAGUGAAUAGUAAUACUCGAUUAGAGAAAGAAAAAUCUGUAACUUUAGAUAGAUCAGAGAGUCGAAUAGAAUUUCUACCAGGAAAUGUUGAAGAAAAAAAUCAUAAAUAUAUUAUUCAAGUAACACUUCUUCGUCAAUCAUGGCCAUUAACACCAACUCAAUGGCAAUUCGUUGAACAACUUAAAGAACAAGAAAAAAAUGAAUUAAAAGUUUUUAAUCGACCACCGUCACCAAUUAAAAUUGAGGUAGUACCAUCUAAUACGCCACCAACAACUAAAAAAACAGGACAAACAAAUCCUAGUACACCAUCAACAACUGGCAAAAAUCGAGGUAAAGAUACGCCAGCUGUUAAAACUAAUACAACAACUACAGUUCUACCAAGUACCGCAAAAAUAAAUACAGACAAAAUAAUUGAUAAAAGUAAACCUCAUUGGAUAUUACAAGUCAUAUCCGAUGGAGAUAAAUCGGAAGAAUUAACUAUUAAAAAAGAUACUGAACGAAAUGACGAGUUUAUGAAUAUAAAAAAAGCAUGGGAAACAGUACAAGUUGGACGAGCUGAAAAAGCUAUGCGUACAAGACAAAAAUUUCUUGAUUCUUUACAAGUGAAAAAUGAUGAACAACCUUUACCUAAUGUAAUUGAUGAUACAAAAAUUCUACCUGCGAUUCAUACUGAUGAAGAAACAAUUCGAACGCAUACUGCUCCAAUAAUUGAACAACAGCAAACUAUUAAACAGAUUUCACAUUCAAAGAAAAAUUCUUUAACAAUAAAAAAAGGAUCUAUUAAAGAUGAUAUACAGAAAAUAACUGAAUUAAUACCAAUAGUAUUACCAUCAAAACCACAAAUUGAUGAACCUCUUCUCAAUGAACCUCCACAAAAUAAACCUAAAAUUACUUUACCAUUAUUGGAUAUUAAACCUUUUCUGAAACAGAAAUUAUUUUCAAACGAACCAAUUAUAUCAGAUUCAUUCUUUGAACAAAAAAAUUUCGAACGUCGUCAAAAUCUUUUCAGUGAAUAUUCCAAAUCGAUAAAUGAAAUUCGUUUAAAUCGUGAAGAUGAUCAAAAUAAUCGUCACAAAGAAAAACUUCGUCAAAUAGAAGAAUAUUCUAAUUUACAAGCUAAAAUUGAUCAAACACGUCGUACUAUGAAUGAAUCACAUGAAGCAUUUCGACAACGAUUUCUUGAACUUGAACAAAAACGUAUUCAACAAAUAACUGAAAAAGAAGAAAAUUUAAUCAAACCAAAACCAGUUAUAACGACUAAGACAAAAAAAUAA